This is a messenger RNA of Argentina anserina (silverweed cinquefoil), 845 nucleotides long. RefSeq lists its product as uncharacterized. The coding region runs from base 174 to 692 and encodes 172 amino acids. Gene Ontology annotation, cellular component: EMC complex. The transcript is spliced from 7 exons. The record is from RefSeq and is a predicted model, not a curated record. Lineage: Eukaryota; Viridiplantae; Streptophyta; Magnoliopsida; Rosales; Rosaceae. Gene Ontology annotation, biological process: protein folding in endoplasmic reticulum.
GUGAGAUAUAAACGAGGGAGGUGGGAGUUGGUGUUCGUCUAAAUUUCAGUCGCCGAGUGACAGAGCUAACUUGGUCUCCAUAUCUCAAAACCUCGAGAACCGAUUUCCGGCGUCAAACUUGAAGCUGCAAGUGCACAGACGCUCAUCUACAUAAUACCUAGCAAGUGGGAGUUAUGGGAGCUGGUCGAAAAUGGGCUGUUAACUUGACAGACAACUCAACCUCUCCUAGUUCUUCCAAUGUCCCUGACCCCCUUGGCUUCUCCAGGGCCUCCUCUGAUCAGGACGAUUCAACUGUCAGUCGCCAAAGUAAAGAAGCUGAAUCAACGUGGAAAUCUCAGAAAGCUUGGGAAGUUGCACAGGCCCCUUUUAAGAACUUGUUAAUGAUGGGAUUCAUGAUGUGGAUGGCUGGCAGCACAGUCCAUUUAUUCAGCAUUGGAAUUACCUUUUCUGCUCUCUGGCAGCCCAUAAGUGCCUUGCAAGGCGUAGGAAAGGUUUUUGAGCCCUACAAGGACAAGAAAGUGGAUCUCCUUGCCCCAAAGUUGCUCUUCAUUGCCCUUAAUUUGGGGGGUUUGGCACUUGGUGUCUGGAAGCUCAACACAUUGGGCUUGCUUCCUACACAUGCAUCCGACUGGGUUUCAUCCUUACCUCCUGCACAGGAGGUUGAGUAUUCUGGUGGUGGCAUUCCUCUAUAAUUGACAUCCAGAUUUGAUGUGGCUUACUGCCAAUAUUGGCAAUGAUAAUGGGACUGGCAGAAAGUGAAGCAGGAGAUGGAAAUUUGUUGCCUUGUAGCAUGUCAGAUUAAAUAAAGUUUUGGGGAUUUAGAUUAAAUAAAGUCUGAAAGGUGU